This is a messenger RNA of Bipolaris victoriae FI3, 1236 nucleotides long. RefSeq lists its product as hypothetical. The transcript has 7 exons. Lineage: Eukaryota; Fungi; Ascomycota; Dothideomycetes; Pleosporales; Pleosporaceae. Bases 1 to 1236 code for a protein of 411 amino acids. The record is from RefSeq and is a predicted model, not a curated record.
AUGUCUUCGACUUCUGUGGGCCCUCCUGUGGACCCCAAAUGGGCGGCCGAAAACAACCUUCCUCGCCUUCUCGCAUUGACGGGCGUUUUCCAUAUCGCCGCAUUGAUUAGUGUCGGCCUCCGAAUAUUUGUCCGUGUGGGCUUACUGCGGUCGCUGGGGAAGGACGACAUUGCCAUUGUGCUCGCUGCUCUUGCGGCUCUGGGUGGAUGGAUUUGCUUCAUUCUUCAGGGAAACCAUGGCUUUGGACGACAUGCUAAGACGGUUUCCAAGGAAGAUAUGCAGGAGUUCAGUCACAUAGGCUUCUUUGGCAGUAUUAUUUCCGCCAUUGGUGCCCUUGGGUUGUUGAAGAUUUCCAUCGCUCUCUUCCUGUUGAGACUGAAAAACAACAACAUGUGGAAGUGGUAUUCGCGCUGUCUGUGGGCACUGAUAGCUUUGGUAACAAUCUACACGAUCGGCGCAUGGCUCACCUUCUUCCUGUAUUGCAAGCCCAUGGAAGCAAUGUGGACCAGGCAAGGUGUCUGCUACAGUCAAAAGAUGUUUGUCGCAUUCGCACUGACAAAUACGGCUUUGAACAUCUUUACUGAUGUCUGCUUUGCAACUCUGCCAAUUCCCAUCAUCUGGAGUUUACAGAUGUCUCGGACUACACGUAUCAAUUUGAUCGGUGUUCUCAGCCUCGGAUACAUUGCCGUUGCCUUAGGAAUAGUAAAAGCCAACUACCAAGUCAAACCAGACACAGACAGGACAUUCAACCAGCACCUAAACGUCUACGGCUUCCUCCAACUCAACGUCGGCAUAAUCGCCGCCUGCAUCCCAACCCUGAAACCUCUCCUCCGCACACACCCCUCAUCCUCCCGCACCCCCCGCCGGAGCGCCUACAACGACAUCGAGCACGCCGCCACAAUCGGCAGCGGCCGCGCCGCCAAACCGCGCUCCAGCAUCCUCGCCACAACCACCAAAUCCACCACCUCUCCCACAACAACAACCUUCACCCUCGACUCCACCUUUGAAAUGGCAAACCGCGGUAGUCUUCGCGAGAAACUAGCAGGCGGAGGUGCUGGUGCAGGCGGAGUGAAUAUGAAUCAGCAGAAGAAUGUCGUGUAUAGUGAUGGGAAUGGGGUGAGGACGGGGAGUCAAGAGAGGAUUUUGCACGAGGGGGGAGUGGAGGAUGCGAGUGGGAUUCUUUGUACGACGGAGGUGGUGGUGGAUAGUGUGGAGAGGGUGAGGAGGAAGCGGUGA